Messenger RNA from Achroia grisella, 423 nucleotides. RefSeq names its product general odorant-binding protein 72-like. Bases 1 to 423 code for a protein of 140 amino acids. Lineage: Eukaryota; Metazoa; Arthropoda; Insecta; Lepidoptera; Pyralidae. The record is from RefSeq and is a predicted model, not a curated record. Gene Ontology annotation, molecular function: dibutyl phthalate binding; odorant binding. Gene Ontology annotation, cellular component: extracellular region. The transcript has 5 exons. Gene Ontology annotation, biological process: olfactory behavior; sensory perception of smell.
AUGAAUUGGAAGUUAAUAUUUUGGUUUACGAUUGGAAUUUCCGUCAACGUUAAUUCCUUAUCCAGACAACAAUUUAAAAACUCAGGGAAAACAUUAAGAAAAAGCUGUAUGGGGAAAACUCAAGUUGCAGAAGAUUUAAUCAAAGAUAUAGAACAAGGGACGUUCAUCGAGGACAAAAACGUUAUGUGCUACAUGGGUUGUAUUUACAAACUGUCGCAAAUUGUGAAAAAUAACAAGCUAAAUUAUGAGGCUAUGAUAAAACAAAUCGAUCUGAUGUACCCACCGGAACUGAAGGAAACCAUGAAAAAAUCAGUGGAAAACUGCAAAGAUGUCCCCAAAAAAUAUGAAGAUGUAUGCGCGCAAUCAUUUUGGUUUACGAAGUGCGUUUACGAAGAUGACCCCAAGAAUUUCAUUUACGUCUAA